GCAAUCGCAAAGCCAGUCUCCGCGCCUCCAUCAUCUCCCCCUUCGAUCCCCAUUAUCGGAAUUGGGAGACAUUUCUAGUACUACUUGUCUUCUACACAGCAUGGGUAUCUCCCUUUGAGUUUGGCUUCCUGGAAACACCAAGUGGACCUCUCGCCAUCUCCGACAAUGUUGUGAAUGCAUUUUUUGGUAUAGAUAUUAUAUUGACAUUCUUUGUUGCCUACCUUGAUAGAACAACUUAUCUUCUCAUUGAUGACCCCAAGAAGAUUGCUUGGAGAUACAUAAAAAGCUGGUUGGUUUUGGAUGUGAUAUCCACAAUCCCUUCUGAACUUGUGAGGAAAAUUUGGCCCCACUCCCUUCGUCCAUAUGGCUACUUUAGCAUGCUCCGCCUCUGGCGUCUUAGGAGGGUCAGUGCCAUGUUUGCCAGGUUGGAGAAAGAUAAGAACUUCAGUUAUUUUUGGAUUCGGGUUGCAAAGCUUAUAAGUGUUACUUUGUUUACAGUUCACUGUGCAGGCUGUUUAUACUAUCAUAUUGCUGUGCAGAACCCCGACCCUAAACAAACAUGGCUUUCGUUAACCAUGAAUGAUAUUGAGAAGCAAAGCAUUUGGGCUCAUUAUGUGACAUCAAUAUACUGGUCCAUUACAACACUUACAACAACUGGUUAUGGGGAUUUGCAUCCUGUGACCAUAUCAGAAAAGAUAUUUGUCAUGUUGUACAUGCUGUUUGACCUUGGGUUGACAGCUUAUCUCAUUGGAAACAUGACCAACUUGGUUGUUCAUGUGACCAGUAGAACCAGGAAAUUUAGGGAUACCAUUCAAGCUGCUACAAGCUUUGCUCAAAGAAACCAAUUGCCAGUUCGCCUACAGGAUCAGAUGCUAGCCCAUUUGAGUUUGAGGUAUAGGACAGAUGCUGAAGGCUUGCAGCAGCAAGAAACUCUUGAAGCACUGCCAAAAGCCAUUAGAUCCAGUGUUUCACAUUACCUUUUCUAUUCGCUAGUUGAUAAGGUGUAUUUGUUCCAUGGAGUUUCUGACGACUUGCUCUUCCAAUUGGUAUCUGAGAUGAAGGCAGAAUAUUUUCCUCCAAGAGAAGAUGUCAUAUUGCAAAAUGAAGCACCAACAGAUUUAUACAUACUAGUAACUGGGUCACUGGAAGUCAUAUCUCAAAGGAAUGGAGUACAGCAGGAGGUUGGAGAGUUGAAGGCAGGUGAUAUUUGUGGAGAAAUUGGUGUUCUCUGUUAUCGGCCACAACUUUUUACCAUUAGGACGAAAAGACUGAGCCAGCUCCUCCGCUUGGAUCGCACAUCAUUUUUUAACAUUGUUAAAGCAAAUGUAGGGGAUGGCACAAUUAUAAUGAACAAUCUCCUUCAGCAUUUGAAAGGCAGAAGAGACCCCAUGAUGGAAUCAAUCUUGGCAGAUACUGAGCACAUGCUGGCUCAGGGAAGAAUGGAUAUGCCUCUCAGUUUAUGUUUUGCGGCGAAUAGAGGAGAUGACCUAUUGUUGAACCAAAUGUUGAAACGUGGCAUGGAUCCAGACGAGUUCGAUGGCAAUGGACGUACAGCUCUGCACAUUGCAGCAUCAAGUGGAAGUCUGGAAUGCGUACUUCUACUUUUGGAUUAUGGAGCAGAUCCCAAUAAAAUAGAUUCGGAGGGCAAUGUCCCACUAUGGGAAGCCAUAAUGGGAAAACACAAAGCUGUUAUAAAACUACUACUCGACAACGGUGCAACCUUAUCCUCAGGCGACGUAGGCCAGUUUGCUUGCUCCGCGGUGGAGCAAGGCGACUUAGACCUAAUGAAGGACAUCAUUAAGUAUGGAGGGGAUGUCACACUCCUCAACAGUUUAGGAACCACGGCGCUGCACAUGGCAGUUUCAGAAGAGAAUGUCGAAAUGGUUAAGUUUCUUUUGGAGCAGGGAGCCGAUAUGGAGAAACCAGAUGUGCAUGGGUGGUCAGCAAGGGCACUUGCAGAGUAUCAGGGGCAUGAAGAGAUAAAAGAAGUGUUUAGGUCCAAGGAAGAGUAUAAUGGGAGACAUAUUCAGGUGCCCGAACCAAAGGCACCUUACCUGAAGAAGUACCGGAGUGAGUCAGCAAUUGCCCCGCCGCCAUUACACUCGUCCGAGAUACCAUCAUCAUCAGGACCAAUUCGUGGGCCCGUGUUACUACCAGGACAUAUCAGGGGCAGCAGCUUGUCAAGCAAUACGAAAUGGAGGACGAGGGCUUCUCACUAUCGCAAAUCACUGAUUGGCUUCAUGUCAGCCCAGUCUGGUCCUAAAGAAGAACGGUUUGAAGCGGGUAAGGGUGGCACAUUCAGCUUCAGAGGACAGCAAAGUCCUCCAGCGAGGGUAACCAUUAUUACUACAACAUGCCCACCACCGCCACCGCCACCGCCAUCAUCAGAGGGAAGGAUGACGACGACAAUGAUGGUGGCAUUGCCUCAGUCCAUGAAGGAGUUGCUUGAGAUUGGUGCCCAGAAAUUUGGGUUCACUCCCUCCGCGGUUUUCUGCGGAGGAGCUCUUGUUGACGAUUUUGCCCUCAUCAGGGACGGUGACGUCCUCGUUCUUUCUUCUUCUGAUCAUAUUGCUACUGACAAAUGAAAAUAGUUCUCUCUUUUCUUUUUCCUUUUUUUUUUAAAAAAAUGUUUUUUCCAUCCCCUCAUUUUUCCCCGUUUGCAUCUGGAGCAAUAAUAUAUAUGUAUUUCCCGUUUUCUGUAAUGCGGACGAUACAAACACAUUU
Cuscuta campestris is the source of this 2724-nucleotide messenger RNA. The record is from the annotation of a GenBank genome assembly. Lineage: Eukaryota; Viridiplantae; Streptophyta; Magnoliopsida; Solanales; Convolvulaceae.